UUCCUCAUACAUUGUUAUGACUUAUUCCACGGGGAGAGUAUCAUUUGGGGUAUUCUCCAGAGGCAAACUCACCCUCAGACUGAAGGAGGAGCUGCGUGUGGACCUGUUGAUUACCCAGUGGCUGCGAUGGAGGUGCCAUAGAAGGAGGAAUAAGAUUCAUCUAUAACCAAACUAAACACGACAGACACUUCAGCGAGCCAACAGAUUACAAUGGAAAAAAUUAUGGACACUGAGUGUGCCCUACAGGCUGUAGAGAGACUCCAGGCCAAGCUAAAGGACCAAGGGGAAGCAUCCAUGCAGGAAAAACUCUUCCUGCUCAGAACAGUCCUGCAGAGCCCCCUGUUCCACCAUAUACUCAGCCUACAGAAGACUCAAAGGAAACCUCCACCAAAGGGGAAGAAGGGCAUUUCCAAGUCUGUGUCAAUGAAGUAUGGAUCGUGCCCGGGCAUGGCUUUGGGCCUAAAGACUUUGAGCCACAGUGACUCGUACACCUGGGCCAUAGAGAACCGCAGGCCCAGUAACCCUGUGCGCAGAGAAGGCAGCAGCUCCUCACUCGCAUCUCAAGAGCUUUCUAUCUCAGAAAUCUAUCCAGAUACACGCACAUAUACGGAAUCACAGUACUGUACUCCACCAAGAAUCUCCCGAACAAUGUCAAUGGGAAGGAAUUUGUCUUCUAUUGCACAUGAGAGGCGACAUUUGGCAUUGAUAGAGCUGAUCAAUGAUGGGAAAGGUCUCGGCUUUGGCAUUGUUGGAGGGCGAAGUACAGGAGUUAUAGUUAAGACUAUUCUUCCUGGUGGAGCUGCUGGCCAGGAUAACCGCCUUCGUAGUGGAGAUCAAAUUCUUCGUAUUGGUGAUACAGACCUGGCGGGAAUGAGCAGUGAACAAGUAGCACAGGUGCUCAGAAAUGCAGGAACCAAAGUAAAGCUGCUCAUUGCCAGAGAUAAUCAACAGUCCUCUCCUGAUCUAAGUCACGACAGCAUGGACAGCAAACCCACUGACCCAAACCAUGACUAUGAGUUCAGUGUUCAGUAUACGAAAAAUAAUCAGGGUUUAGGAUUCACCAUAUCAAGCUACACUGGUGAUCUAAACUCAGUAUAUAGUGCUGGGGUGAUGGUGAAGAGCAUCGUGAAGGGCAGUGGUGUCGAUCAAGAUGGCCGCAUCCACAUCGGUGACAUCAUCCUCUCCGUGGAUGGGAUGAGUUUGCAUGGUUGCAGUGAGCAGAGGGCUAUGGAGGUGUUGCGGAGGACAGGGCCAGUGGUUCGUCUGAGGCUGCUAAGAAAGGCAGUGGUCCUGAGCCACGUUCUGCCCCCCGUGCCCCCCCUGCACCCGCUCAGACACUCACACAGCUUCCAAGAGGGCAACCCCUACAAAGUCAGCCUCAAUAAGAUAGCAGAGACAGGAAUCAGCUCUCUUCGUGAGAUCUCGUGGCGUGCGGCCUUUGCCAACAGGAAACACAGAUUUGAUUCCAGAAGUGGAGGCAAACUGACGUCAGCUGAGGAGGAAGAAUUGAAGAAUAGAUGGCAGUGUGCUCUUGGACUCCAAUAUGAAGUCAUGGUUUGCCAGCUGGAGCGCUUCAGUGAAACCAGUGGACUGGGCAUCAGUCUUGAGGCCCGAGCAGGACAUCACUUCCUGUGCUCUGUUUUACCUGAAGGACCCGUUGGACAAUGUGGCAAGAUUCACACUGGAGACCAAAUAUUAGAGGUGAAUGGAAUCCCUUUGAUUGGUCAGAGCCAUAAGGAGGUGGUCAGUAUUCUAAAGGAGCUGCCCGUGCGUGUGUGCCUGGUUUGCUCUCGAGUGGUGCCCCCCACAGCUCCUAAAAGCCACCAGGAAAAUGAAGACGAUGCCCACCUCACCCUCAAAGAGCUGCUGGCUGAGUUCAAUGACAAGUUGGACCAAGGCUGUGUGAUCCCCUGUCCUACAGCAGAGGACAUAACCAAGCGCGGUGUGCCCCCCAUGUCUCCCCCCCUGGCCAUGUGGGAGCGGGAGGCGGUGGUGGUGGAACUGGAGAAAGGCGAGUCGGGCCUGGGCUUCAGUAUCCUGGACUACCAGGACCCCGAGGAUGCCUCAAAGACAGUGCUGGUGAUCCGGUCCCUGGUGCCUGGAGGUGUAGCAGACAAAGAUGGCCGCCUUCUUCCUGGAGACAGACUCAUGUUUGUGAAUGAGACAGACCUGGAGGGCUCCAGCCUGGAUUAUGCUGUUCAUGUUCUUAAAUCUACCGGUUAUGGCCCUGUCCGCAUAGGAGUUGCCAAACCACUGCCGCUGGAGUUUUGUGGUGGCCUGACGCCCAUCGCAGAGAGGAGUGCGAGGGCCUCUUAUGAUGACAGUGACAACCACACUCAGAUCAGCCUGCUAGCCGAGGCUAACACCAACGCUAACACUGUCACCUCGGAGGAUAACAGUGGCAUACGGACGUGUCACCCUGCAGCGGAAGACCAGUUGCGUCAGCGUUUUAACAACAUGGAGGAUGAUCACAGUGAAGUGCCGCCGUUGCUCCCUCGCACCAACUUUGAGAGGACCAUCACUGUUGUCCGGGGCAACUCGAGCCUUGGCAUGUCGGUGAGCGCUAUCAAGGACGGCUCAGGCAUGCUGGUGCGCAGUCUGGUCCAGGGGGGUUCUGUAAGCCAUGAUGGCAGGCUGGGGGUAGGAGACGCCAUCUUGGCCAUCAACGAAGAGCCUACCACUAAUCUGACCAACGCCCAAGCAAGAGCCAUGCUCCGCAGGCACUCUGUCCUAGAGCCAGAGAUCAGGAUAACAUAUGUCCCAGCUAAUCAGGUGGACGAGCACCGCAUUCGACUUGGUCUGCCCCCUCUGGCCUCCAUAACAGUAGACAGUGCCUCCCCUUCACCCACACCCCCCACCCCUUCACCUACACCGCCCACUCCUUCACCAGAACCUCCACCAGGGCACUGCAGAUCCCCAGGGCCCAUCAGACCUGCUCUUAUAACCUCAUCUACUGCUCCAACCAUCCACAAACCAUCUACAUCAGUGCACCUCAAACCUCCAACCACCGCAGAGGCUGUCAAACCAUCUUCAUCAGUCCACCUUAAACCUCAGAUCACAACCGAACCAGUGAAGCCAUCAGCAUCAGUCCACCUUAAACCUCAGAUCACAACCGAACCAGUCAAAUCGUCUGCAUCAGUUCACUUAAAUCCUCCAGUUAAUGUUGAGCAAGUGAACCCAUUUUCCUCAGUUAAAACUACACCCACGGCCGAAACCACCAAGACAGCUGCACCAUUUAAAGCUCCAUUCAAAUCCAUUGUCCCCACCAUCACCCCUGCUUCAGAUACCAGUUGGCAAAUUCGAAAAUCAAGUGUGGAUACAACAGAACACAGAAACACAAAUGAAGACUAUACAGAAAACAUCAAGGACAAUCACACUGAUGGGAAAGCGCCUAAAUUGGAUACAGGGCUUAUAGGAGAUGAAACAGAUCUUGGAGUUAAGGAGGAAUUCCACCCUCGCUUGGUAGUGUCCUGGGAGCACCCGAGAAGUGUGCGUUUGAUUCGAGCGCCAGGACACUCCCUGGGUAUCAGCAUUAUGGGAGGCAGAGGCAUGGGCCGCAGACUGAGCAGUGGAGACAUGAUGAGGGGGGUGUUCAUCAAGCACAUCAGCCCCGACAGCCCGGCAGCGCUUAAUGGCACCCUCCGGAUUGGAGACAGGUUACUGGAGGUCGGUGGUGUGGAUCUCAGAGAAGCCACUCAUGAACAGGCAGUGGAGGCCAUUCGCAAAGCUGGAGAAUCUGUGGUGUUUCUGGUGCAGUCAGGACAAUACCGAUCCCAGUCUCCUAUGCACAGUAACAGUGAGCGACUAACUCCAGGUCCACUAUCCAACUCCCACGGCAACAAGGUAAAAGAAGCCCACAGUGGUUUGUUCCAUAACCUCUCCCCCACCAAUCCCUACACUCCUACUCCCUUUAAGGUGCCCUCACCAACACUGCAGAGAGCGGAUCGGAGGAGCCCCCACACUGUCCCAUCAAAGACACAAACGGCAGCACAAGAUGAUGACGAUACUGCCAGGAAAAAGAUGCUUGAGCGGUAUGGCAGCUUGUCUGGGAAGCUCCAUAUGAUUGAGCUGGAGAAGGACCCGGCCGCUCAGGGGCUGGGGAUCCGGCUGACGGGGAACAAGGAUGGCUCCAGGGCCCGGAUGAGUGUCUAUGUGGAGCACAUAGAGCCUGAAGGGCCCGCUGCUUUAGAUGGGAGGAUCAGGGAGGGGGACGAACUGCUGGAGAUCAAUGGUCAGAUCUUGUAUGGCCGUAGUCACCAGAAUGCCACCACCAUCAUCAACAAUGCUCCUGCCAAAGUCAAGAUCAUCCUUAUUAGGUAACGAUGUUCUAUCUUUCUUAGAAGACUAGAACGUGAUCAACAGAACAUGAUGACAGGUUUUCUUGCUGUUACCUCCAGGAAUAAAGCAGCUCUAGGGUCACCCAAAGACAUCCAGCACAUGACGAUACCUCAGGAUGGACGAAUAAACGUUGGAGACAGAAAUGUAGGAGCGAGAGAUGAACCUGUAUCUUCAGUAGACAAGGUGUCCAGUCAGAUUUGCAAACACGGGGGCACUGUCAAACUGUCAGGAAGCCAUUCCAAGAACCCCUCUCUGCCUCCUCCCACCUCCAUAUCAUCUCUCUCUCAAUAUUCCUCCAUCAAUCUCUCUACCUCAUCCUCCCCAUCACAAGUCCCUAAUACACACUCUACAACAAAGAUCUUACCUGAUAGGCUGAAGUCUUUUCCUGACUCUACUGACCCACAAAACUGCCCUAUUGUGCCUGGAAAAGAAACUGCAAUAGAAAUUCACAAAGGGAAUCUUGGUCUAGGUCUGAGUAUUGUUGGAGGAUGUGACACAUUGCUGGGGGCAGUAAUAAUCCAUGAGGUGAAUGACGGAGGUGCAGCACAAAGAGAUGGGAGACUGCAGGCUGGAGACCAGAUUUUAGAGGUUAAUGGUAUUGACCUGCGGCAGGCCACUCACGACGAGGCCAUUGGGGUGCUGCGUCUGACCACACAGAGAGUGUCUCUGUGUGUUUUCAGACACCAGGAGGCCUACAGGGAGGAGGACCUGUGGGACGUCUUCAGUCUGGAGCUGAGGCCUCGAUCCGGAGAGGGACUAGGGUUUACCAUUGUGGGGAAAAGUAAUGACACGGGCAUCUUUGUGUCAGAUAUCAUUAGAGGGGGAAUAGCAGAUUUGGAUGGCAGGUUGUUGCUAGGUGACCAGAUCCUGUCAAUCAAUGGGGAAGAUGUCCGAGCAGCCUCUCAGGAUCAUGCUGAGAAACUUCUACAGAAAUGGAGUGUCAUUGUUCACUUGGAAGUGGCUCGCUUUAAAGCUGGUCUGCAGUACUCACAGCGAAGCCAGGAGUACUUUAAGUUAUGUUUUAUCCAGAGCGAAGACUCUGAUUGUUCAACCUUGACGCCGACCAGUGGAUGUGAUGCAUCAGUUGGCCACCAGGCGGAGACAGAAAACAAAACAGGGAGCUACAGUGCAGACAUACGACGAGUUACAAUAAACAAGGGACCAUAUGACUCUCUGGGCAUUAGUGUGGCUGGAGGAGUUGGAAGUCCCCAUGGAAAUGAGCCUGUUUUUAUUGCCACAAUGGAUACUGAUGGUUUGGCUGCCCAAACACAGCAAAUAAAGGCUGGAGAUAGGAUCGUCAGUAUUAAUGAUGUGUCUACAAAGGGAAUGACUCAUGUCCACGCCGGGGCCUUGCUGAAGACGACCAGUGGAAGUGUCAGUCUGGAGGUGACUUCAUCCAUGAAUGAGUGUACCACAGGGGAGUCCAGUGAAAGCUCUUCAGCAUCAUUAGAACAACCCAGCGGCUUGCCAUGCCGACACAACAAGCUGUGUGCUCGCAAGUACAAGACUAUCAGCCUGGAGAGAGGCUCUUAUGGUCUGGGCUUCAGCAUAGUGGGAGGGUUUGGAAGCCCCCAUGGAGAUUUGCCCAUCUAUGUGAAAACUGUCUUCAACAAGGGUGCAGCCAUAGAAGAUGGUCAGCUAAAACGUGGAGAUCAAAUUAUUGCUGUGAAUGGACAUUGUCUUGAAGGAGUCACUCAUGCUGAGGCUGUAGAAAUCCUUAAGAAGACCAAGGGAACUGUGGUCCUCACUGUACUGUCUUAA
Messenger RNA from Boleophthalmus pectinirostris (great blue-spotted mudskipper), 6099 nucleotides. Its product is annotated as multiple PDZ domain protein. The record is from RefSeq and is a predicted model, not a curated record. The transcript is spliced from 44 exons. Gene Ontology annotation, molecular function: protein binding. Lineage: Eukaryota; Metazoa; Chordata; Actinopteri; Gobiiformes; Gobiidae.